Messenger RNA from Haemonchus placei, 1071 nucleotides. NCBI's taxonomy places the organism in Eukaryota, Metazoa, Nematoda, Chromadorea, Rhabditida, Trichostrongylidae. The record is from the annotation of a GenBank genome assembly.
AUGGCUGAAUUGACGGGCUCGAUCUCGUCGAUCGGAGGUGGCGCGUCUGCCUUCCUCCCAUACCAGACAACCAGUUUUAAUUUACCAGUGCCAUACUAUAAUCAUAUUAAUAAUAACAGCCCUCAACCAUCGCCGUCUUAUACGAGACGAAGGGAACAGCCGUUCUUCCAUCUUCCGUAUCAGAGCUCAUCGACUGCGAUGCCUCCUGAAGGUCUGCCGAACUGCCCGGGUUUAAAUCGACCGGAUCGUAAACGGAACGAAGUCACUUCGUUUCUCGGUUCAACCCGUCGUGGAGCCCUUUUCUGUCGGUCCGGUAAUUGGCUGGAAAUUAUAGACGAACGAACCAGCCAAUUAGAGACACGACGAGGCGGGAUCGGCGACCAAGUCCGAGGUACCCGGCAUGAGGGCAGCCGAUUCAGUGUCCUAGAAUUUCUCUCUGUCGCUAUUGGUUUAGUGAGUAUACGAGGAGAAGUUUCACAAAGAUAUUUAUGUAUGGAUAGAGAUGGAAAAUUAUAUGCUGCGGCACCACAGAACUAUACAUCAGAAUGUGUAUUUCUCGAAGAAAUGAUGGAGAACUACUACAAUCUAUACUCAUCCUGUGCAUAUGGCACACGAAAACGACCGUGGUACGUCGCGUUGCGUCGAACAGGGCGGAGCCGUCGUGGAAAGAACGCUCGACGACGGCGGAAAGCUAGUCAUUUCUUAGUUGUGCACUAUGAUACGCCUCCACCUAGGAGUGAUGGACAAAUAGACUUAGGCCGAUUACUCGCCCCAUCACUGAAACAUCAACCACCGAAAGAUCAGGCGUUUGCGCGACGGCAAGCGUUAGCGAAACAGACGCAGUCGCGAAUCGAACGUAUACAGGAGCGGGUGGCAAAUCGUCGUCCUACACCAACAACAAUGCGGAAAGUCCGGAAACGGAAACGACGAAGACAACAACGAUUGGAGCGUGAACAACGCCAACGACGAUUACGACAACAAGAACUGGAACGACUUCGCCAAGAAGAGCUGGAGCGAAAACGUAGGCCGAAGUUGUCUGGUGCUGGCCUCAUCUGGUCUCGACCAUAUUAA